ACGGUGAAGAGGGAACGGCACUUGUUUCCCCUUUGACGGCGUCGGAAGCGAUGGAUCCUGAUGCUGUCGCCAAGGCGUUCGUCGAGCACUACUACCGGACGUUCGACAGCAACCGGCAGGCGCUCGGAGGGCUCUACCAGGACGGCUCCAUGCUCACUUUUGAGGGCGACAAGAUCCAGGGUGCGGCUGCCAUUGUUGCUAAGCUCACUUCUCUCCCCUUCCAGCAGUGCGCCCAUGCCAUCUCCACCGUCGAUUGCCAACCCUCAGGACCUCCUGGUGGUGUUCUUGUCUUCGUUAGCGGAUCCCUCCAGCUCGGUGGCGAGCAACAUUCCCUCAAGUUCAGCCAGAUGUUUCAUCUGAUUCCAACACCUCAGGGGAGCUUUUAUGUGCUCAAUGACAUAUUCCGUCUCAACUAUGCCUAAAUCUAUUAAUUUAUCUGUGAUCUGUGGCUGGUUCACGGCAGGGCCACCUGUCUGAUCAAUUAGACCUUUGUUUGACAGAAGGAUGUUAGUAUCAGCAUCGUUGGCUUGUUGGGCGUUUCUAUCUGAAGCUUAGUCGGAAGAUAGUUGAACUUUUCUUUUCAGAACUUUGGUGCUCAAGUGAUUGUUUUUUACAUCCAGUUUCAUUAUUGAUGUCAGACGACGUUAAAUUUUAAUGAUUGCAAGCAGUGUUUUUUCAAA
Molecule: messenger RNA, 680 nt
Organism: Zingiber officinale
Lineage: Eukaryota; Viridiplantae; Streptophyta; Magnoliopsida; Zingiberales; Zingiberaceae
Product: nuclear transport factor 2B-like
Exons: 2
Coding region: 51-422 (123 amino acids)
Biological process (GO): nucleocytoplasmic transport
Cellular component (GO): nuclear pore central transport channel
Source: RefSeq, a predicted model, not a curated record